CAUAAUUCACCAACUACUUUCAAGUUUCAACUCUGCAUCUAAUUUCAUUCCCAAUUCGAAACCCUAACAUUUUCUAAAUUCCCAAAACUCCGAUUCAAUGGCACCAAAGGGAGAGAAGAAGCCAGCGGAGAAGAAACCCGCAGAGGAGAAGAAGUCGACCGUAGCAGAGAAGGCUCCCGCUGAGAAGAAGCCAAAGGCAGGAAAGAAGCUGCCAAAGGACGGUGGUUCAGCCGCAGCAGGAGAGAAGAAGAAGAAGAGAAAUAAGAAGAGCGUAGAAACAUACAAGAUCUACAUCUUCAAAGUUCUGAAACAAGUUCACCCUGACAUUGGUAUCUCAAGCAAAGCCAUGGGUAUAAUGAACAGUUUCAUAAAUGAUAUAUUCGAGAAACUCGCACAAGAAUCAUCAAGACUUGCAAGGUACAACAAGAAGCCAACAAUCACUUCUAGGGAAAUUCAGACUGCUGUUAGACUUGUUCUUCCCGGUGAAUUGGCUAAGCAUGCUGUUUCUGAGGGUACCAAAGCUGUUACUAAGUUCACAAGAGAGAAGAAGCCAGCGGAGAAGAAACCCGCAGAGGAGAAGAAGUCCACCGUAGCAGAGAAGGCUCCCGCUGAGAAGAAGCCAAAGGCUGGAAAGAAGCUGCCAAAGGACGGUGGUUCAGCGGCAGCAGGAGAGAAGAAGAAGAAGAGAAACAAGAAGAGCGUAGAAACAUACAAGAUCUACAUCUUCAAAGUUCUGAAACAAGUUCACCCUGACAUUGGUAUCUCAAGUAAAGCAAUGGGAAUAAUGAACAGUUUCAUAAAUGAUAUAUUUGAGAAACUCGCACAAGAAUCAUCAAGACUUGCAAGGUACAACAAGAAGCCAACAAUCACUUCUAGGGAAAUUCAAACUGCUGUUAGACUUGUUCUUCCCGGUGAAUUGGCUAAGCAUGCUGUUUCUGAAGGAACCAAAGCUGUUACCAAGUUCACAAGUUCUUAGACUAUUUCUUGAAGUGUUGUUAUUGGGUUACUAUAUCUGUUUAGGCGCAAUUAGGCUUCUUUGUUUUUAGAUUUAUUAAUUUUCUAAGUUGUAAUGACCUAAUUGGAUUUGUUGAUCCUUUUGUGUAUGGAAGUACUUUAAUCAAUGAUAUUGGACUUCAAAA
This is a messenger RNA of Trifolium pratense (red clover), 1139 nucleotides long. Its product is annotated as probable histone H2B.1. NCBI's taxonomy places the organism in Eukaryota, Viridiplantae, Streptophyta, Magnoliopsida, Fabales, Fabaceae. Gene Ontology annotation, biological process: nucleosome assembly. Bases 98 to 976 code for a protein of 292 amino acids. Gene Ontology annotation, cellular component: nucleosome. The transcript has 2 exons. Gene Ontology annotation, molecular function: DNA binding; structural constituent of chromatin; protein heterodimerization activity. The record is from RefSeq and is a predicted model, not a curated record.